AUGCACUCAGAAUACAUCUUAAAUGAAAUAUUUAAUAGUAGUUAAUACAUUUAUUUAUUUUUAUAUUUUAUUUUAUUUUUAUUAAAUUAAAAACUUGAAACAAUUGAUGCAUUAGAUGCAACACUUGAUGCACUAGAUGCAUUAGAUGCACUAGAAGCAUUAGAAGCACUAGAAGCAUAUGAAACAAAACACAUUAUAUCCUAAAUUUUUGGAAAGUUUAAAAUUGGCGAUGAAGGUGCAUCAGGCUUAGGUUCAGGUUUAGCAAAUUGCAUUAAUCUCUUAAAUUUGACACUUAAUCUUCAUUAGAAUGAAAUUGGUACAGUGGGUGCAUCAGAUUUAGGUUCUGCUUUAGCAAAGUGCAUUAAGCUCUCAAAUUUAACACUUAAUCUUGAUUAGAAUGAAAUUGGUGCAGUGGGUGCAUCAGAUUUAGGUUCUGCUUUAACAAAGUGCAUUAAGCUCUCAAAUUUAACACUUAAUCUUAAUUAGAAUGAAAUUGGUGCAGUGGGUGCAUCAGAUUUAGGUUCUGCUUUAGCAAAGUGCAUUAAGCUCUCAAAUUUAACACUUAAUCUUCAUUAUAAUAAAAUUGGUACAAUAGGUGCAUCAGGCUUAGGUUCUGCUUUAGAAAAUUGCAUUAAUCUCUCAAAUUUGACACUUAACCUUUGUUAGAAUUAAAUUGGUGCAAUGGGUGCAUCAGACUUAGGUUCUGCAUUAACAAAAUGUAUUAAUCUCUCAAAUUUGAAACUUAAUCUUUAUAACAAUUUAAUUGGUUCAAUGGGCGCAUCAGAUUUAGGUUAUGCUUUAGCAAAGUGCAUUAAUCUCUCAAAUUUGACACUUAAUCUUUGUUGUAAUGAAAUUGGCGAUGAAGGUGCAUUAGGCUUAAGUUCUGCUUUAGCAAAGUGUAUUAAUCUCUCAUGUUUGGCACUUGAUCUUAGUAAAAAUUAAAUUGGCUAUAAAGGUAUAUCAGGUUUAGGUUCUGGUUUAGUAAAGUGCAAAAAUCUCUCAUAUUUGACACUUAAUCUUUAUGAUAAUUUAAUUGAUGAUAAAUAUGCAUCAGACUUAGGUUCUGCUUUAGCAAAUUGCAUUAAUCUCUCAAAUUUGACACUUGAUCUUUAAAGAGAUAAAAUUGGCGAUGAAGGCGCAUCAGGCUUAGGUUUUGGUUUAGCAAAUUGCAUGAAUCUCUUAAAUUUGACACUUAAUCUUCAUUAGAAUAAAAUUGGUGCAGUGGGUGCAUCGAAUUUGGGUUCUGCUUUAACAAAGUGCAUUAAGCUCUCAAAUUUAACACUUAAUCUUCAUUAGAAUAAAAUUGAUUCAGUGGGUGCAUCAGAUUUAGGUUCUGCUUUAGCAAAGUGCAUUAAGCUCUCAAAUUUAAAACUUAAUCUUAAUUAGAAUUAAAUUGGUGAUGAAGGAGCAUCAGGCUUAGGUUCUGCUUUAGCAAAUUGCAUUAAUCUCUCAAAUUUGACACUUGACCUUCGUUAGAAUUAAAUUGGUGCAAUGGGUGCAUCAGAAUUAGGUUCUGCUUUACAAAAGUGCAUUAAUCUCUCAAAUUUGACACUUUAUCUUAGUUACAAUUUAAUUGGUUCAACGAGCGCAUCAGAUUUAGGUUCUGCUUUAGCAAAGUGCAUUAAUCUCUCAAAUUUGACACUUAAUCUUCGUUGUAGUGAAAUUGGCGAUGAAGGUGCAUUAGGCUUAAGUUCUGCUUUAGCAAAGUGUAUUAAUCUCUCAUGUUUGUCACUUGAUCUUAGGUAAAAACAGUUUAUUUAUUUUGGUUUGUGA
This is a messenger RNA of Tetrahymena thermophila SB210, 1773 nucleotides long. RefSeq names its product transmembrane protein, putative. Gene Ontology annotation, molecular function: small GTPase binding; GTPase activator activity. Gene Ontology annotation, cellular component: perinuclear region of cytoplasm; cytosol; nucleus. The transcript has 17 exons. NCBI's taxonomy places the organism in Eukaryota, Ciliophora, Oligohymenophorea, Hymenostomatida, Tetrahymenidae. The record is from RefSeq and is a predicted model, not a curated record. Gene Ontology annotation, biological process: activation of GTPase activity; nucleocytoplasmic transport.